This is a messenger RNA of Telopea speciosissima, 3465 nucleotides long. RefSeq lists its product as uncharacterized. NCBI's taxonomy places the organism in Eukaryota, Viridiplantae, Streptophyta, Magnoliopsida, Proteales, Proteaceae. The transcript is spliced from 4 exons. The coding region runs from base 27 to 3401 and encodes 1124 amino acids. The record is from RefSeq and is a predicted model, not a curated record.
GUGUGUGUCUUUGCUCCCGGCCCAAAAUGAUGCCGCCGGAGAUUCAACCUCGCGUCAACCGCCCUAUCAUCUCCAACUCCGUCAGUGCUCCGACCUUCUCCACCUUGAAAUUCAAUGGCGGGUAUUCACCCGAACGAAGCCUUAACCCUAGUACUAUCAGUGUCAAUGAUAAAAGCAGAAGCAGUAUCACCAAAUCCCUCAAGAACCCUCGCUUCUCCCCUUCUUCCUUCCUCCACAACCUUAGAAUUGCUGUUGCUCUCGUCCCUUGUGCUGCUUUCCUCCUUGACCUCGGGGGCACCCCCGUCGUCGCUACUCUCGCCGUGGGUCUCAUGAUCGCCUACUUCCUCGAUUCACUCAGCGUCAAGUCCGGUUCUUUCUUCGGUGUCUGGUUCUCUCUCGUCGCUGCUCAGAUUUCUUUCUUCUUCAGCUCGUCUCUCUUCUCGUCCUUUGGUUCUGUUCCUCUUUCCAUACUCGCGGCCUUCCUCUGCGCCCUCACCAACUUUUUUAUUGGAGCCUGGGCGUCGCUGCAAUUCAAGUGGAUUCAGAUCGAGAACCCCUCCGUCGUUCUCGCUCUCGAGCGCCUUUUGUUUGCUUGCCUCCCGUUUGUUGCUUCGUCUCUGUUUACCUGGGCUACUGUCUCAGCUAUUGGUAUGAGUAACGCUGCUUACUAUCUCAUGGUCUUCACUUGUGUUUUCUACUGGCUAUUCUCUAUCCCACUUAUCUCAUCUUUCAAGUCGAAGCAAGAUUCUGGUUACCAUGGUGGUGAGGUUCCUGAUGAAACCCUCAUCCUAGGCCCCCUAGAAAGCUGUAUCCAUACUUUGAAUCUUCUAUUCUUUCCUUUGCUCUUUCACGUUGCUUCUCACCGUGCUGUGGUACUCUCUUCAGCUGCUGCUGUCUGUGAUCUGUUUCUUCUUUUCUUUAUUCCCUUCCUUUUCCAACUCUAUGCCUCGACCAGGGGCGCUCUUUGGUGGAUCACGAAGAAUGCACACCAGCUGCACGGUAUCCGUGUCGUUAAUGGUGCAAUUGCUAUGAUCGUUGUGGUAAUCUGUUUGGAGAUUAGAGUCGUUUUCUAUUCGUUUGGACGGUAUAUUCAGUUGCCUCCGCCGCUGAAUUAUCUUCUGGUGACCAUUACGAUGCUUGGAGGAGCUUCUGCAGCUGGUACUUAUGCCGUUGGUAUGAUUGGCGAUGCCUUCAGCUCAGUGAUGUUCACAGCUUUGUCUAUCCUGGUCAGUGCGGCUGGAGCAAUUGUCGUGGGCUUCCCUUUAUUGUUUCUUCCCCUUCCUUUGGUUUCGGGCUUUUAUUUGGCUCGUUUUUUCACGAAGAAAAGCUUGCCUUCAUACUUUACGUUUGUCUUGCUUGCGAGCUUGAUGGUUGCAUGGUUUGUUAUGCAUAACUACUGGAAUCUCAACAUUUGGUUGGCUGGCAUGUCUCUGAAAUCAGUCUGUAAGCUGAUAGUCACAAGUGUAAUCCUGGCUAUGACUGUUCCCGGUUUCACUCUUCUUCCACCAAAAUUUUGUUUCCUGACUGAGGUUGGUCUGAUCAGCCAUGCGCUGCUACUUUGCUACAUUGAGAAUCGUUUUUAUAAUUAUUCCAGUAUGUACCAUUAUGGAUUCAAUGAUGAGGUGAUGUACCCAAGUUACAUGGUUAUUUUGACAACUUGUUUGGGCCUGGCUUUGGUGAAGAGACUGGUUGUUGAUAAUCGUAUUGGACUUAAGGGUGUUUGGAUCUUGACUUGUCUGUAUUCUUCAAAGCUGGCUAUGCUCUUUAUUACAUCAAAGUCUGUUCUAUGGGCAUCGGCUCUUCUGUUAUUGGCCAUUUCGCCUCCAUUGCUUCUUUACAGGGGGAGAUCAAAAGUAGAUUCAAAAAUGAAAACUUGGCAAGGUUAUUCUCAUGCUAGCAUUGUGGCUUUUUCUGCCUGGCUUUGUCGCAAAACAAUUUUUGAAGCUCUUCAAUGGUGGAGUGGGAGAUCUCCAUCUGAUGGCCUACUUUUGGGUUUCUGUAUUGUUUUGACGGGAUUGGCUUGCAUCCCCAUAGUGGCUCUGCACUUUUCUCACGCUCAGUCAGCAAAGAGAUGUUUAGUGCUUGUGGUGGCAACAGGCCUGUUAUUUAUCUUGCUACAACCACCAAUUCCUUUAUCCUGGGCUUUCCGCCCGAACUUGAUUGGGGCUGCUUAUCAAUCUGCUGAUGACAUAUCCAUCUAUGGUUUUGUGGCCUCAAAACCUACAUGGCCAUCAUGGCUUCUAAUCUUGACAAUCCUCCUCACGCUGGCAGCAUUUACCUCAUUCAUUCCCAUCAAGUACAUUGUUGAGUUGAGAGCAUUUUAUGCAGUUGGGGUUGGUAUAGCACUGGGAAUCUACAUAUCUGUUGAAUAUUUCCUGCAAGCGACAAUCUUGCAUGCCCUUAUUGUUGCAGCCUUGGUCUGUACUACAAUCUUUGUAGUCUUCACCCAUUUCCCAUCUGCCUCAAGCACAAGGCUCCUGCCAUGGGUAUUUGCUCUGGUAGUUGCUCUCUUCCCAGUUACAUACCUUCUGGAGGGCCAGUUGAGAGUCAAAAGCAUCCUUGACAGUGGAGCUGGAGUGGCUGAUGAAGACAACAAGCUCUCCAUGCUAUUGGCAGUUGAAGGGGCAAGGACAUCACUUCUUGGGUUAUAUGCUUCGAUUUUCAUGCUUAUUGCGCUGGAGAUAAAGUUUGAGUUGGCUUCGUUAAUACAGGAGAGGACCAAUGACAGGAGUGGCAUGCACAAUCAAUCGGGUCAGAGUACUUCAGCUGCCUUCCCUCCAAAACUUAGGCUGAUGCAACAGCGGAGGGCCUCAACUGUGCCGACGCUUACGGUCAAGAGGUUGGCUGCAGAUGGUGCCUGGAUGCCAGCAGUCGGUAAUGUUGCUACUAUUAUGUGCUUUGCUAUAUGCCUGGUUUUGAACAUUAACCUGACUGGCAGCUCCAAUCUUGCAAUAUUCUUCCUGGCACCAAUCUUACUGCUCCUGAACCAAGAUUCAGACUUUGUUGCUGGGUUUGGGGACAGGCAAAGGUAUUUCCCUGUGACACUAGUUGUCUCAGCUUACCUAGUUUUGACUGGUAUGUACAGGAUAUGGGAAGAAGUCUGGCAUGGGAAUGCUGGGUGGGGCCUGGAGAUUGGAGGGCCAGACUGGUUCUUUGCGGUCAAGAACGCAGCCCUCCUUAUCCUUACUUUCCCUAGCCACAUCCUAUUUAACCGUUUUGUCUGGAGCUACACUAAGCAGACAGACUCGAUACCAUUGAUAACAAUGCCCCUUAAUCUACCAUCCUUGAUAAUCACAGAUGUGAUAAAGGUUAAGAUAUUGGGGCUACUAGGAAUUAUGUAUUCCUUUGUACAGUAUCUAAUCUCAAGACAACUACAUAUUACAGGACUGAAAUAUAUUUAGCUGAGAAUAUAUACUCUGAAAUAUGUUCAGAUCAAAUUUUCAAAAGAACAAGAGUCCAAAGUUU